Indicator indicator is the source of this 7731-nucleotide messenger RNA. It is a transcript of the gene POLQ, whose product is annotated as DNA polymerase theta. The transcript has 31 exons. NCBI's taxonomy places the organism in Eukaryota, Metazoa, Chordata, Aves, Piciformes, Indicatoridae. Bases 1 to 7731 code for a protein of 2576 amino acids. Gene Ontology annotation, molecular function: DNA binding; ATP binding; DNA-directed DNA polymerase activity. The record is from RefSeq and is a predicted model, not a curated record. Gene Ontology annotation, biological process: double-strand break repair via alternative nonhomologous end joining; DNA-templated DNA replication.
AUGGCGCGGCGGGAAGAUGGCGGCGUCGCUCUUAACGGCGUCGCCACAGCCUCGGCUGCGAGGCUCCGCAGUAGCAGGAGGGCUACCCCGCUCGGCUCCGUCGCGCCUUGUCGGGUUGUGCUGAGCCCCCCUCCCGGCCUCGACUUCUCCCUGCGUGGCAGCGGGAGCCCCGGCACCGGCUCUGCAGGGGAAUAUCAGCGGGUAAAUGUUCCUGAAGACCUAGCAGACAAGUUGCUCCUUGCAAGUUGGAGUCUUCCCAAAGCAGUUCUGGACAAAUACCACAGUCUUGGAGUAGUACAGAUGUUUGAAUGGCAAGCAGAAUGCCUAAUGCUCGGACAAGUUCUGGAAGGGAAGAACCUGGUUUACUCAGCUCCUACCAGUGCUGGAAAGACUCUUGUUGCAGAAUUACUUAUUUUGAAGCGAGUUCUGGAGACUCGUAAGAAAGCUCUUCUUAUCCUUCCCUUUGUCUCUGUGGCCAAGGAGAAAAAAUGUUAUCUGCAGGCUCUGUUUCAGGAGGUGGAUGUGAGAGUUGAAGGUUACAUGGGAAGCAUGUCUCCUGCUGGACGUUUCUCUGCCCUGGAUGUUGCUGUCUGCACCAUUGAGAAAGCCAACGGUCUAAUCAACAGGCUAAUAGAAGAAGACAAAAUGGACUCACUGGGAGUGGUGGUUGUGGAUGAGUUACACAUGCUGGGAGACUCUCAUCGAGGAUAUCUGCUGGAACUCCUUCUGACCAAAGUUAGAUAUGUCACAGAGAAGGUUGCAAAACGACAGGCGAAGAUGACCAGUCCUGGGUUUAGUGGGAUACAGAUAGUAGGCAUGAGUGCUACCCUCCCUAACUUGGGGCUCCUAGCCUCAUGGUUAGAUGCAGAGCUCUACUGUACAGAUUUUCGCCCUGUGCCUCUCAAGGAGUGGGUGAAAAUUGGCAGCAACAUUUAUGACUCCUCCAUGAAUUUAGUGCGUGAAUUCCAGCCCAAGCUUCAGCUGAAGGGAGAUGAAGACCAUGUUGUGAGCCUCUGUUAUGAGACUGUUUGUGAUGGCCAUUCAGUCCUGCUUUUCUGUCCGUCCAAGAACUGGUGUGAGAAGCUGGCAGACAUCAUUGCCAGGGAAUUCUACAGUUUGCAACAGGCUGAGAGUUCUGCGAAAAACUCAGCCUGUGCCCAAACUGUUGUGGCUAGAGAAGGGAUUGAAGAGGUUCUGGAUCAGCUGAAACGUUCUAUCUCAGGCCUGGACUCUGUGCUCCAACGUACUUUGCCAUGGGGGGUGGCAUUUCAUCAUGCAGGUCUCACUUUUGAAGAACGGGACAUCAUUGAAGGAGCCUUCCGCCAGGGCUUGAUUAAGGUUCUAGCAGCCACCUCCACGCUCUCAUCUGGAGUGAAUUUGCCUGCACGCCGAGUAAUUAUACGUACGCCCAUGUUUGGUGGCAAACUGCUGGACGUUCUCACUUACAAGCAGAUGGCUGGAAGGGCUGGCAGGAAAGGAGUAGACACAGAGGGUGAGAGCAUUUUAGUUUGCAAGCCUUCAGAAAGAUCAAAAGGGACUGCUCUACUUCAGGGAUCUCUCAAGCCUGUUUGCAGUUGCUUGCUUAGAAGAGAAGGGGAAGGUGUUGCUUCUAGCAUGAAAAGAGCAAUACUUGAGAUCAUUGUGGGAGGAGUGGCCAACACUCCAGAUGAUGUGCACACCUAUGCUUCUUGCACUCUUCUUGCAUCCAGCUUAAAAGAAGACAAAAGGGUUCAUGAGAAAGCACAAGAUAAGGCACAGACUGGACCUAUUGAAGCUUGUGUGGCAUGGUUGCUGGAAAAUGAAUUCAUUCAGGUUCUGGACUCUGGCAAUGAUGUGGAAGCAAAGGUUUAUCAUCCAACUCAUCUUGGCUCAGCUACUCUUUCCUCUUCUCUUUCGCCAACUGAAGCCAUGGAAAUUUUUGCUGACCUGCAGCGAGCUAUGAAAAGCUUUGUUCUGGAGAAUGAUCUUCAUAUUGUCUAUUUGGUCACCCCGGUGUAUGAAGAGUGGACCACAAUUGAUUGGUACCAGUUUUUCUGCUUAUGGGAGAAGAUGCCUGCCUCAAUGAAACGUGUGGCCGAGUUGGUGGGGAUUGAAGAAGGCUUUCUGGCACGCUCUGUAAAGGGUGAAAUCAAAGCUAAAACAGAGAAACAACACAGACAAAUGGCCAUCCACAAAAGGUUUUUUACCAGUCUUGCCCUUCUGGAUUUAAUCAGUGAGGUUCCCUUGAAAGAUAUGACCAAGAAAUACGGCUGUAGUCGUGGCCAGCUUCAAUCCUUGCAGCAAUCUGCUGCCACCUAUGCGGGAAUGGUGACUAUUUUCUGUAAUCGACUGGGCUGGCACAACAUGGAACUGUUGCUCUCUCAGUUCCAGAGCCGCCUCACUUUUGGGGUUCAGAGAGAGCUUUGUGACCUGGUACGAGUGUCUCUGCUGAAUGCCCAGCGUGCUAGGAUGCUUUACAGCGCUGGAUUUGUCACCGUGGCCGAUCUUGCCAAAGCCAGUCCUGAUGAUGUGGCAACUGCUCUGAAGAAUUCAGUACCAUUCAAAAGUGCUCGGAGAGCUGUGGAUGAAGAUGAAGAAUCAGUAGAAGAGCGUCGGACUGUGCGCAGCAUCUGGAUGGCUGGAAUGAAAGGCUUAACUGAAAGAGAAGCAGCUUCCCUCAUUGUGGAGGAAGCCAGGGGACUUCUCCAGGAGGAUUUGGCACUGAUGGGAGUGCAAUGGAACCCAGAGUCUUUUCUUGAGACUGAUACAUCCUCUAUGAUCAGCAGUGAGUCAGAACUUGAGGAGAGACUACAUAGAUCAAGUGGAGAGCUGUCUUCUGAGUCUUCAAGGGUGUUCAGUAGAAAAUGGUGUAGAGUGCAAUAUCAUAAUGGCCUUGGUUUUCAGACUGGAAACUUAUUGAAUAUUAAAAAGGGAUAUAAAAGGAGACUAAGCAGUAGUACAGAAAACUCCAGACUUGAGAGUGAAGUCCUAGGCAGAAGACAGAUUGAAGCAGAAGGCGGCAAUGAUGAUAUUGUGUAUACCGCUAGGAAGCGGCCAAACAUGUGCAAAGAUAAUGAAAAUGCAGAAGGAAUUUCUCUGGGCAAAACCAAGACAGAUUCCACAAGAUCAGUUCCAUCGCUCCCUGCUGAACAAGUUAAAACACCGACACUGAGAUCAAAGUCUCCAGCUUCUAGAUUGGUAAAAAGUACGGGCAUGCAUUUAAAACGGACAAGGAACAAAAAUACUGCUUUGAAACUACAGAAAUCACUUCUUGAAGACUCAAAUAUGCUUGGCAUAGACAUACGAAAGCUGCCUGGUUUCCACCCCACCAACCCCACUGACAAUUUUUUUCCAGACCAAAAUAAUAAGGAAUUUAUGGACACAAGAUCUGUAACUCAUGAAGUCUCAAAUUCUGUACCGAUGAGGGAAAUCAAUCCUGGGAGGAAAGAUAAAAUGGAAGGGUUUUGUACAGAGCCUACCACCAGUUGUGAUGAAGGUAUGCCUAAGGGGAGAGUAUGUUUUCAGGCACCUGUUAGAAGACCGAAUACUCCACACCUCAAUGUGGAAACACAUAGUAUUGUAGGAAGUCUAGUAACACCUAGUAGUGCUGGGACACAGAGAAAUGAAUAUACUGAUGAUAAGCAGAAUAAAAUUAAUAAAAUUCAAGCAGAUGUGAGCUGUGCUGAGGUGAUGGUUGGUAAGCAGCAGAUGGCUUUGGGCACAGAUCAUUGUAAUGUAGUUUCUAGUUGCUCUGGAAGUAGAUGUGUCCAUCAUGGCAGCAGGAUACAGAAGCCUGUAUGUUUUUGUCCUGGGGAAGAUAAAUCCUGCUCUGUUCAGAUUCAGAAUAGUUACAAAAAUGGUAGUGAAAAGCCUAGUGGAAUAUUGUUACAAGCUGGAGUGCUGCAGAAAGUCAACAGUCAUCCUAAGGAUUUUGUGAAAGACUCUCUAAUAAAAUCCAGAGGUGUUUGUUAUGCAGAUGGUGUUCAGAAUGGUCCAUCCUCUGCUCUGUUUUCUGACUCUAGAGACUUUGAAGACAGCUUCCAGUUGGAUACUCAAACUGAGAUGAUAAUAAAACAGGAGGGAGCAGCUGGAAUCACAGGACAGCAGGGAAAACAAGGUUCAGAACUGGCAGCAAUACCACUGCAGGCAGUCUCUGAGAAACUAAGCACUUUGCGAACUGACAAUGCUGUUGCUGAAGGACUGGCUCCAACAGUUAGGAAACUGGGCUUAUCCAGUCCUGUCACAACAAAUAAUGUUACAAAAGACACAGCUCAGCACUACAGUAAUAAAGUUUUGGAUUCUGGAGGCCUUAAUUUACAGCCUGUAGCAAAUGAAAUAGAAUCUGCACUUUGCCUUAAAGAAAGCGACUUCUCAGUGACUGACUCCCAGCUACACAGUUUUCUACAAGAUUACCAGACCCAAAAUUCAAUGAAAGGAGAGAGUGUGUCUAAAGACUUUAAAAAAGCAACCCCACUUUCUGGUAGGGAACAUACUGUACAAGUAGAAUGCCACCCUGUACCUGAAACAAGCCUGAAUAUGAGUGAUAGCUUGCUGUUUGAUGAUAGCUUCAGUAAUGUCAGUGACCUUUCAGCUGUUCACAUCAUGGAAGCUGACAGAAAGGACCCUGUGGAGAAGCAAGAAGGUUUUCUUCCUCCAGAUGGUCUUUUGCAGAGCCUAAGGUCUGUUCAGAAUGAAAUUGACUUCCAUGGCAAUCAGAAAGAGCAUGAGGAUCCUGCUCAGUGUAAUAAUGUGUCUCUAGCAUUUUCUGAUCUAAUAGCUGAAGUUUUAGAUCAUGCAAACUCUCCGUCUUUUUUGGAACACCUUUCUUCUACAUGUUGUGGUCAGUCAGGAUUAAGAAAGCCCCCAGUGAUUUGUAACAAUGACUCCAGAUCAAAGGAUUUAUUAGGAGAUCAAGGUGAGAGGCUCCAGAGAAGCCAGCAAGCUUUAAACAAGAAAACCAAUCCAGUGGUGUGGACUGACCACUCUUUUGAACUGAGCCCAGCGUUGCAAGAUGUGUUAGACAAGUGGCCUAGUCCCUCAGGCAUUGAAGCAGUUUCAGCAAGCUGCUGUUUGAAAGGACAGUUAGUUGCUCCUAUUGCUAAUCAAGAGCCAGAUCUAGUUUUUGAAUCUGACCAUUGUCAGCCAGAGCCUAAUGGGCUUAUUCCUCCAACACCACCUGAAGAGCUUUUUCUAAAGAGUUCUGUUUCUCUGUCUGUGAAACCUUCAAGGAAGAGACAAGUUGCCUGCAUGAGCAAAGGGCAGCUGAUUCAGCCACAGCAGAGGAGAGGGGGCAAUGCAGAGCAGCCUGUAAAAACACUCCAGCUCAAUCUUGGUAGUGUAAACCCAAUUGAGACUGAUGAGAUAAAAGAUGAUUCCACUAUAGACCAAGGCUUUUCACUGCAGCUGUCUCAAGACGUGUUUCCACUCGUUCCCUUAAGUGCCGAAAGUUUCACUAUUAUUGAUGUAGCCAGCGACAAAUCACUGUUCCAGACUUUCAUUGCUGAAUGGAAGGAGAAAACCAGAUUCUCCAUCUCGGUGGCAUGUGAAAGAACAAAAUGCCUUUUGUCUCCCAAAUCAACAAUUGGUGGCAAAUUCAAAAAAGGUCAUUCUCCUCAGUGGAUGCAAGAUAAAGACGAUGGAUUUCGUGUCCAAGGCUGUGAAGACAUCUUAGUAGUUGGACUAGCAGUAUGCUGGGGUGGAAAAGAUGCCUACUACAUCUCUUUGCAGCAGAGACAAGACCAGACUGAAAUCAGUAUGAGUUUGGCACCACCACCUUUGGACAAGAACCUAUCUGUAACAGAGAGACUGUAUCACCUGCAGCUGUACCUUCAGAAGAAGCCCAAGCAGGAGCGCUCUCUUGUCAUGUAUAACUUCAUUCAGCACUACAAGACUCUGGUGAUGGCUUGUGGCAUCUCUUUGGAAGGAAGUUUUGAGGACCCAAAGGUGGCAUGUUGGCUGCUUGAUUCCGGCUCUAAGGAACGUACACUUCACAACAUGGUGACUAACUUUCUCCCCAGUGAGCUACCUCUGCUGGAAGGGGUAGGCACUGGCCAAGGUGUGCAGAGCUUGGGGCUCAGUGCCAGUGAAGAUCAUACUGGGCGUUACAGAGCAGCGGUAGAGUCUGUGCUUGUCUUCAAUGUCAUGAACCAACUCCAUUCUGAGUUACAGAAAGAAAAUCUGACAGCCAUAUUUUCUAACGUCGAGAUGCCCACCCAUUAUUGCUUGGCUCUGCUGGAGCUGAAUGGUGUUGGUUUUAGCACUACAGCAUAUGAAACCCAAAAACAGGUUAUGCAAGCUAAACUGAGUGAGAUUGAGACCAAGGCGUAUCAACUGGCAGGCCACAGCUUCUCCUUGACCAGCCCUGAUGACAUUGCAGAGGUUUUGUUCCUGGAGCUGAAGUUGCCACAAAAUGGAGAUGUAAAAGUUCAAGGGAGCAAGAAAACUCUGGGUUACACCAGAAGAGCAACUGCUAAAGGAAGCAGGGUUAGGUUGAGCAAGCAGUUCAGUACAACCAAGGAUAUUUUGGAGAAAUUAAAGAAACUUCACCCAUUGCCAGGGUUGAUACUGGAAUGGAGGAGAAUCAACAACGCCAUUACCAAAGUAGUCUUUCCACUACAGAGAGAAAAACGAUUGAAUUCUGCACUGGGAAUGGAAAGGAUAUAUCCAGUAUCACAGACUCACACAGCUACAGGUCGAAUAGCCUUCACAGAGCCAAAUAUUCAGAAUGUGCCAAGAGAUUUUGAGAUUGAAAUGCCAACUGUGGUUGAAGAAAGCCCACCCUCCCAAGCCCAUGGAAUUCUUAAUUCUCGUGCUGUUUCUGGAGGCAGAUUUAGAAAGCGUUCCAGUAUUUUGCCUAAUGGCCUAAAGGAUCAGGCUGAAGACAGAUCCAAAGAAAGAGGAAUACCUUUUUCUGUUAGCAUGAGGCAUGCUUUUGUUCCCUUCCCAGGAGGCUUAAUCUUGGCUGCUGAUUACUCUCAGCUUGAGCUGAGAAUCCUUGCUCACUUGUCUUGUGACUGUCGACUCAUUCAAGCCUUGAAAGGAGGUACUGAUGUCUUUAAGAGCAUUGCAGCAGAAUGGAAAAUGAUUGAUCCUGAAGCUGUUGGAGAUAGGACCAGACAACAAGCUAAGCAGAUUUGCUAUGGAAUCAUCUAUGGAAUAGGAGCAAAAUCUUUAGGCGAGCAGAUGGGGAUUGAUGAAAGUGAAGCUGCCAAUUACAUUGAGUCCUUCAAAUCAAGAUACACAGGGGUUCAGAAAUUCUUGAGGGAGACAGUGAGGAGCUGCAGGAGAGAUGGGUUUGUGCAGACCAUCCUGGGAAGACGGAGGUACCUGCCAGCUAUCAAAGAUGCAAAUCCCUACAGUAAAGCUCAUGCAGAGCGACAGGCUGUGAACACAACUGUUCAGGGAUCUGCUGCAGACAUUGUCAAAACAGCCACUGUGAACAUUCAGAGACGCCUGGAAGCCUUCUCCUCCGUGAUCAAGUCCCUUGGACAUCUGGAAAGCUCCUUCCAGAGAGAUAAGACUGGAAGACUAACAAGGAAGAGAAACAGUGGGAUGUUACAUCCCAUCAGUGGAGGUUUCUUUAUUCUCCAACUCCACGAUGAGCUCCUUUAUGAGGUUGCAGAAGAUGAUGUCAUCCAGGUCGCUCAGAUUGUCAAGCACGAGAUGGAAAAUGCCAUCAAACUCUCAGUGAAACUGAAUGUUAAAGUGAAAAUUGGACCUAGCUGGGGAGACCUGCAGGACCUGGAGCUCUGA